Molecule: messenger RNA, 1737 nt
Organism: Sphenostylis stenocarpa
Lineage: Eukaryota; Viridiplantae; Streptophyta; Magnoliopsida; Fabales; Fabaceae
Source: the annotation of a GenBank genome assembly
AUGGCUGAAGAUGGUGCUGAUCCUUUUCCAGAGUUGCGAAGUGUGUACAGAGUUUCUGGUCCCAAAAAUAUUCUGUUGAACACAAGCCAACUGUAUAGCAUUUCUGAUGCCAGUACUUCAAGACCCUGGGUUUCUCAAAAUUGUGCUCCAAAUGCUUGGGGAAAUCCAAAUGGUAUUCAGAAGCUUCAGUUGGUAAAGUGGGGUAACGGUGGAACAGGAGUGACUAACAGCAAUCACCAAGAGGACAAAAGCAACUUUCUUGAUGCUUUGGCUUGUAGAGGAAGUGAAAUUUUGAAUGACAGCAAUUUGCUUCCUCAGUCAAUAUCAACUGCAACAGUAGAGAAAGAAUUAAAUUCAUCUAUUGGAGUUGAUACAACUAUAUCUAAGAAUUGCGAAAAUGAUCAAGGCAAAGAUGAAAAAUUCCUAGAAACCCAUGGUGAAAACAACGAUGAGAUUGUUGACAAUAAAUCUGACAUUAUUUUUGACAGCGAUGAUAAUUGUUCUUUAGAUGACACUGACUCGGAUACUGGAGAGAGAAGCCAUGAACAGUGCAAAAAGAGCAAGUGGCUCUGGAAUUUCUUCGAUAAAUUAAAUGCACUGGCCAAUGAGGAGAUAAGUUCACGAGAUAGACAGUGGCAUUGUCCAGCGUGCCAAGGGGUGGCUGGUGCUAUUGUUUGGUACAAUGGGCUGCAGGCCCUUUUGGAUCAUUCCAGAGCAAUACAAUCAAAGAGGGCAAGACUGCACCGGAUGUUUGCUGAAACCUUGGAAGAAGAGCUUUUUAGGAGAAGGAUUCCAUUAACAAUGGUUAGUGAAAUCCAUAAUAUAUGGGAGGGUCUUGAUAAGAAAGUCAAGGAUCAUGAAAUAGUUUGGCCCCCAAUGGUUAUCAUAAUGGAUACAAGAUAUGAGCGGCUCGAAAAUAACAAGUGGAAUGGAAUGGGGAAUCAAGAACUCCUUAAUUGCUUCCGAGAUUAUGAUGCAUUAAAAGCUCGGCACUCCUAUGGUCCACAAGGUCACAGAGGGAUGAGUGCUUUAAUCUUUGAGGAAUCCGCAGCAGGUUAUUUAGAAGCAGUGCGAUUACACAAGCAUUUUAAAGAACAAGGAAGAGGUAGGGAAGCUUGGAAUAGGUGUCAGAAUCCAUUGCUACCAGGUGGGAAACGCCAACUCUACGGUUACUUGGCUUCUAAAGAAGAUUUGGACGAUUUCAAUCGGCACUCCAGAAGUAAGCCAAAUUUGAAGUUUGAAAUGAGAUCAUACCAAGAGAUGGUUGAGAGCAAGAUAAAACAUAUUCACGAUGAUAGUCGGAAGCUUAACUAUUUCAAGAGCAUGAUAGCCAAAGAACAAAUAAAAUCACAAUUCUGUGCAGAAGAUAACCAUGUUGAUCUACAGAGCAAGGAGAUGGAUUCAGAAGAAAAGAAAUUCCAGGACCAAAUUCAAGUCAUUCAACAAGCUGUAGCAGCAAAAGAAGCCGAGUUUGUUAAAUUGAAGCAGACAAUGCAAGGAAAAGCAAAAAAGACUUGUGGAGAAUUUGCCAAGAAAGAGGACAAUUGCGAGGAGUCCCAGGAGGACAAGAAGAUUAUGCAGUUGGAGUCCGAGAGAGAGAAAAUAAUAAAAAUUCAUGAAGAGAAAAAGUUGGCUCUGAAGAAGAAACUGUGGCAGGAGCUGGUUGAACUUGAGAAGGAGUUGGAGAAUGAACUGACCCAGCUCAUGGACAAGUACACUUCCAACGAGUCUCGAUAG